This is a messenger RNA of Xyrichtys novacula (pearly razorfish), 7960 nucleotides long. The record is from the annotation of a GenBank genome assembly. NCBI's taxonomy places the organism in Eukaryota, Metazoa, Chordata, Actinopteri, Labriformes, Labridae.
AAGUUUGACCCUUCCGGCUCUCCGUACACUAGCAUCUCUCUCUGUGUUGUGUAAACAUGUGGAUUAGCUGUAGUCAUUAAACUGCGUUUCAGGUAUCAUUGAAGGACAAGAAGAGCGUUACUGUGUCCAUAAUCAAAAUGGAGAUCGAUAACCGACCUAAAAAGGUGAGUAAAUCAAAUCCUGCUGUUCGUAUUAUAAAAAAGCUACACCAGUUAGCCGGAGCUAGCUAAGUGUAGCUAGUUAGCCUUGCAAUGUUUUCUGUCCAAUUUUCUAUCAUGUUUCAGUUGUGUUUUGACUAGGAUGACAUUUUCCGUCAUUUAAGGGCAAAAUUCGUAUUGUGCCGCUAAACAACCCCGUAUUUUUAAUACAAUAUGGGAACAUUCACAUUAAGGAGGCUACGUACUGGUGACGCUAAGUGUGAAAGAGGUCAGCAGGCUAGCUCAGAGGAGACUAAACACAUUUAUUAAAACCAAACAUGCGAGUACUAAGUUACCCUGUCUGUCCAGGGCUUGCAAUGUUGGAAACGAUGUUUAGUUCAUAAAUAGAUCCUGUAUCGCCCUAACACCUGCGUUCAAUGUAACAGCGGAACCAUAAACUUUACUUUGAAGAAGUGUUUAAAUUUAAGGAGUCUAAUUUUUGUCAGGCACUGUCCCCAAACAUUUGGUCAAAUAUAACAUCCAAAAACAUUCAGGCUUUACUUUUACAAGAACUUAAGCAUUAGUGACUCUGACACCCUCAGUCAGUAGUCUUUGCCCCUGAUGAUUCAAUUCCAGGGAUUAAACAGAACUUGGGUGACUUAGGCCAGUCAGCUAAACCUAGCCUAAGAAACCUGGGUGUCAUCUUUGACAAAGACAUGUCCUUACUGCAACACUGUGAACAGUUGACGAGAAACUGCUUCUAUCAACUGAGGAAAAUCUCGAAACUCAGGAAAAUGGUGUCACAAUGUGACCUGGAGCUCAUCAUCCAUGCCUUUGUGUCUUCACGUUUAGACUAUUGUUAACAGUUUGUUUUCAUGUCUGAACAAAAAGGAGCUGUCUUGUCUUCAGGUAGUGCAAAACUCUGCAGCGAGAACUCUGACCCGCACUAAUAGGAGGACUCGCAUAUCCCCUAUUCUUAAAGCACUACAUUGGCUGCCUGUUUCCUCUAGGAUCAGUUUUAAAAUUCUGGUCCUAACUUUUAGAGCCUUGCAUGGUCAAGGCUUCAUCUUAUAUUUGUCAUCUGAUCCAGUCUUACACCCCCUCUUGGGCUCCGAGGUCCGUGGAUCAGAAUCUACCGAUGGUUCUGUGCACUCGUUUUCAGACCAGAGAAGACCGAUCCUUCCAGGCUGUUGCCCCCAUGCUUUGGAAUGAUCUUCCUCUCUCUCUCUGCGCUUAAGUGACUCUGUUGACUCCUUUAAAAGCCAACUCAAAGCUUAUUUAUUUGCUCAGGCUUUUGUUUAAUUGUUUUUGGGGGCGCUAUGGCUGUUUAAUCUUGUUGUCUUGGCCUUUUAAUUUGUAUGUACAUUUUUAUUUUUGUCUAUGUGAAGCACUUUGUGACUCUUUUGUCUGUGAAAAGUGCUAUACAAAGAAAGUUUACUUACUUUCUUACUUACCUGGACUCUGCUUACUGUUUGCAUGCAUACUAUUUUACUAUUUUGUGUUGUAUAUAGUGUUCUGGUAUAUUAUUUCUUUAUUUUUACUUAUUUUACUUAUUUUUAUCUAUUAAUCUCUUUAUUUUUACUUAUUUUAUCUAUCAUUUAUCUCCUCUUUCUACUUUAUUUGCACUGGAAUUUUAUGUGACAAAAAGCUAUUUUGAUUCAAGUAUUUCUGAUUUUGAUUAUCUCAAUGAUAACACAGAGACAAACCCUCACUGUAUUGGAGUGUUUUCUCAGUGUGCUAUUAAGAAUCAAGAAUCAGACAGUGUUUUAAGACUUAAGCCUUUAACACUGUUUAUAUUUCAAAAUGAUAGGUCGCCCAGUGUAUAAACAUGCAGCCCUUUACUUAUUACUUAUCAACAAACAUUUAUGCUGGUUAAUGCUACGGUUUUCCUCUCCUUCUUCAAGUGGUCCCCCUUCUUCACUAAUGUACACAUCUCAUCCUCUCGGUCUGGUCUUUGCUGCAAAUGUUUUUCUGCACUCUGGGUCAAUAUUCAUCAUUGAUCACAUUACUUUGAGCUCGGCCAAAAUUUAAAAUUGGGUGAUUAAAAUGUAAUCAAAUGUGCAGCUUUAGUACUGGUGUCCAAAUCACAUUGCUCUAAUAUGUAUAUAUGACUCUGACGUGUGAAAUCUCAUCCCACACAUAUUUCCAUUUGCGAUGGCAUUCUGAUAAGCUCAAGUGCAGCCCUAGAAAUAUGCUUGGAAUCUGAGUGUUCAAUCUAUUUUGCACACUUUGUUUAGUGUAACAGUUUGCUCUGGAUAGGUUUGUUGGUCUGUCUUGAUGUGAGACCUAAACCUUUCUUUGGAAAGAGGUAACACUGUAGGUUUUGGUGCUUUGUUUCUACAGAGAUCCCAUGGGGAGGACGAUCAGUCUGGCUCAGAAGGAUCAGAAAAAGAUGACUAUGUCCCAUAUGUUCCAGUCAAAAUACGAAAGCAACAAAUGGUUAGUGUCAAUGGCUUGUUUCUCUGUAAAUUCCGUAUCAUUCAAAGAACACUACAAAGUUUAUCAGAGUGUAGAUGUCACAUUGACUGAAUUAGCAGUGGAUAAAAUGCACUUUUAUAUGUCUAAAGCUACAGAAGAUGUUGCGUCUGCGAGGAAAGGCGGUGGAUGAGGAGCAGAAAGACAGCGGGGAGGAGCAGAGAGAUGAGGAUGAGGGUCUCGGUCCACGCUCCAAUGUCAGUCUGCUUGACCAGCAUCAGCACCUCAAAGAAAAAGCAGAAGGUAUUCAGUUCAAACUCUACGCAAACUGGAUGGUGAACUCGCAUUAUUUUCACAGUUCAGCUCAACCUAAGAAUACAUCAUUUUUUAUGAAAUACAUAGUUGUUAUUUUACCUGCUUUAUGUUGCAUCACCAGCUCGUAAGGAGUCGGCUAAAGAGAAGCAGCUAAAAGAGGAGGAGAAGAUUCUUGAGAGUGUCGCAGAGGGCAGAGGUAAAGCUAUAAAUCUGCAAAGUUCCUGUAAUGACUCAUGGGUAAUAUCUACUGUGAUAAACAUGCAAAUAUCAGAACAAUUUAUACAGAGCAUUUUCAGCUGAAAGGGAUAAUUCGUGUUUCCCUUUUUUUAGCUCUGAUGUCUGUGAAGGAAAUGGCCAAAGGUAUCAUAUAUGAUGAUCCCAUCAAAACAAGGUAAGUUCUUGGCCAGUAAAUGUUGUACUGUUCAUCAUUGUUGAGUUUAUUUUGUUGCUUUUAUUUAAACAGAAUAUUUUUCACAGCUGGAAGGCACCACGCUACAUCCUAAAUAUGCCAGACACCAGACAUGAGCGGGUUAGGAAGAAGUUUCACAUCCUGGUUGACGGAGAUGGCAUCCCUCCUCCAAUCAAAAGCUUCAGGGAGAUGAAGUUUCCACCAGGUUACAACACAUUACCUUUUACACUGAUAAAAAAACACACAUUGUGUUUCUGUAUGAGGGCUAAAGUUGUAACAGCUGACAACUUUUGUUUUGCAGCAAUUCUAAAAGGUUUGAAGAAGAAGGGAAUUGUGCAUCCCACACCUAUUCAGAUACAGGGAAUCCCAACAGUGUGAGUGUCUUUAAUCAACACAUAUAAGUAUUAGUAAAGCAACUUUCAAGUGUUCAUUAAUUCACAAUGUUUUUCUGUAGUUUGUCAGGCCGAGACAUGAUUGGUAUCGCCUUCACUGGUUCUGGAAAAACUUUGGUCUUCACUCUGCCCAUCAUCAUGUUUGCUCUGGAACAAGAGAAAAGGCUUCCUUUCUUUAAGAGAGAGGGACCGUACGGACUCAUCAUCUGUCCUUCGGUAAGACGAACCUGUUGAAUUCAGAACACAGGUUUAAAUUUAACACACAGUGUAACCUGCAAUAACAAAAAUACAGCAUUUGUGUUACAAUAGAUGACUUGAAAUAAGACUAAUUGGUGAAAUCUAUGACUUUGAAAAGUGUGAUAGCUUAAAGAUAAAACUGACUGUCAAAGGGGAAGAUAAUUAUCCUUUUUUUUUUUAAGUUAAAGCAUUUUAGACAGAUGGUGUUUACCAUGAGCAACCUUGAUUUUUCUGCAACUAAGCAUAUCUGAUUUUAAUAACCUCUCAACUCCAGAGAGAGCUGGCACGGCAGACUCACGGCAUCAUCGAGUACUACUGCAAGCUGCUGGAGGAAGAGGGAGCGCCUCAGCUGAGAUCUGCCCUCUGCAUUGGAGGAAUGUCUGUCAAGGAGCAGAUGGAGGUAGUCAAACAGUAAGUCAAUUAGCCCCUGCUGUUUUCAGUUUUUCACUUGAAACCAGUAACAAGCAGAAAAAGUUUCUUAAUUGUGCCUCAAACCAUUCAGAGGUGAACAACAUAGAUGGAUAUAGUUCAGAUACAGUUCAUCAAAAGCACCAAGCAUUUCAAUCUGAACACAAGCAGCAAAUAGUUCAACCUGUACUGUAUCUCUUCUUACUCACAGUGGUGUCCACAUGAUGGUGGCAACCCCCGGCAGGCUGAUGGACCUGCUGCAGAAAAAGAUGGUGAGUCUCGACAUCUGUCGUUACUUGGCUCUGGAUGAGGCUGACAGGAUGAUUGACAUGGGCUUCGAGGAGGAUAUCAGGACCAUCUUCUCCUACUUCAAGGUGAGUUUAUCCUUGUAGAUCCUAGUUUGAAGAUCAAAUUUGCAAAGCUCAUCUGCAAAAACAAGUAUGAGCUAUUGUUCUACUGCAAAAAAAGAGGCAAUCUCACGAAGUGUUUUUAUUUGUUAAAACACUUCAUAAAGUGUAAACAACCGACAAAUCCAGGAAUAAAAUCUUUUUUACAAGAUAGCAGAAGAAGAAAAUCACAACUUGAAGUGCUUGAAACAGGUUCAGUCAGAUAAAACUUACCUGUUUAGUUUCUUGAUCUAAAAAUUUUUUAACUUGCUGCGCUGGCAACUGUUUUUACACAUUUCAAGAUAAACAGGAUGUAUUAUCUAGAAAUAAGAUGUCAAAUGUUGUCACGUGAUGUUUCUGUAAUCUCUGACAAGAAAUUCAACAAAUAUAUUGUAAGUUAAAGGAAAAAUGUGGGUGCAGAAAUCAGGAGCUGACUGCCUAGGUUAGUUUCAAAGAAAGUUCCUUGUUAACCCUGCAUCAGAUUCCUCAGUUUCUUAGUUUGGACUGCGAGCGACUUUCUUUAAAAAUAACCCUAGACAGUUAUCUAUGUUGUCUUUUCAUCCAAACGCAUCAUAUGUUUUGAGAUUUUCUGCAGUGCACAGAUUUCCUGAUGUAUUAAAAGGCUGCAAAUUAAGUCAUCCUCAAAGCAUUUGUCAUUGUUGGCAAGUCACCCAGUCACCCAGCCACUGGUCUCAAUCAGCCAGUGUCUAGAUUCUCUUAAACAUAUGUCUAAGUAGAGAUUUGCAGAUGUAGUCUGGCAUAAUUUAGUAAAUUGGAAACUGGUUUUCAUUGUUUAGGGACAAAGACAAACCCUGCUCUUCAGUGCCACUAUGCCCAAGAAGAUCCAGAACUUUGCAAAGAGUGCCCUGGUGAAACCCAUCACCAUCAACGUGGGCAGAGCUGGUGCUGCCAGUUUGGAUGUUAUCCAGGUACACUAAUGCUAAAUGUAGUUUACUCUUCAACUAUGGGUUCAAAUCACAAACUCAUAUUUACAAACCUAUGCAGGCUAUUAAAACCCUUUGUUUGUGUACAGGAAGUAGAAUAUGUCAAAGAAGAAGCCAAGAUGGUGUACCUGCUUGAAUGUCUCCAGAAAACGCCUCCUCCGGUCAGUAUUUCCUCAUGGUGCAACAUCAGCAUGCACGCAGACGAGCCCAGCCAUUUCAGAUGUGUUGACAUGGUGUGUGUUCAUUCUGGCAGGUGUUGAUAUUUGCUGAGAAGAAGGCUGAUGUAGAUGCUAUUCAUGAGUAUCUGCUGCUAAAAGGAGUGGAGGCGGUGGCCAUUCAUGGAGGAAAAGGUACGCGAGACGUCUGUUACCAUGACAACAUAUGCAGCACUUAGUACAUACAAAUAUUACCAGCAGAGAAGGACUGUAUUAAGAGGGACGUUCAGAUCAGAUCAGCCUUUCUCCCACUGAAACUUUCUUGCAGUUAUCGCUUAUCACCACCAGAUGCCAUCCUACUUACAAAUAUCACCGCUUCUACAAACUUUGCUUAACAUUAGACACGGGGUGUUGCAGACACUUCCUUUAUGAUUUCCAUUUGUCAUCAUCUUGCAUAACACUUUCCAUUUAAUGUGCUUUUUUAUCAGAUCAGGAGGAAAGAACUAAAGCCAUAGAGGCAUUCAAGGAGGGGAAGAAAGAUGUCUUGGUCGCCACAGAUGUCGCCUCCAAGGGUCUGGAUUUCCCAGCCAUACAACAUGUGGUUAAUUAUGACAUGCCUGAGGAGAUAGAAAACUAUGGUAAGAAGACAUGGUGCAAAGCUAUUUUUGAAGAGUUUCAAUACUGCCCAGUUGGAAAUAAAACAGGCCUGUCCCUUCAAUCGUGCAGAAUACAUUUGGUAGGAAUCAGAAAGAACUGCCAGUUAAAAGCACGCUUAAUCCAGCACUGCACCAACAGAGUCUGAUUUAGUAAACAACAGAACGACAAGCUGAAACCAUUCCUGGUUCAUGCAGACUUCAUGAAAAAGUUGAUGCAAAAAAGCACAGAAUCAUUUGGGAUGAUUUCAUAAUCUGCAGUGGGAGUAUUUUACCGAUACUGGCAGUAGUUUGUAGAGUCCCAAACCAUCCUACCUGUCCUCUUCUUGCAUGUUUCAUAGUGCUAUUACCGCCAUAUUUACACCACAGAUCCAUUUUCAUUUUUUUAAAUCAGUCAUUUCUUGGAUUUGCACUUGCUGGAUGAAUAACAGAUUAGAUUGAAACAGAAAAGUUACACCUAAAAAGUGGUUUGAUGAACCAUCCAUUUAAAUUUUUUCAUUACACUUGUCAAGGUGAAGAGAUUUAAGGAGGAUCUGCAAACUGAUUUUCAAAGUAACUUCUGGAAACUGUCUGUUUUAGUCCACAGAAUUGGAAGAACUGGCAGAUCAGGCAAGACUGGUAUCGCCACUACGUUCAUCAACAAGGGCUGUGGUAAGGAAAAAUACCAAUCAAGAACAUUCUAUUAUUUAUUUCAUGAAUAUUUGAAAUUUACAGUAUUAAAGCUGGGGAGUAAGCUUACCGCUACGCAAAAUGAAAGAAAUUAAACUAGUAUUUGGAUUUCCCUGUAGAUGAGUCAGUACUGAUGGACCUUAAGGCUCUGCUGGUUGAAGCCAAGCAGAAGGUUCCUCCAGUCCUCCAGGUGCUUCAGACAGGAGAUGAGACCAUGCUGGACAUCGGAGGUGAGUCACAGUUCACACCAGAUCUGGUUCACUGUUUUUUUUUUUUAUAUAGGCCAGUAUGUUCUCUAUUGAUCCACUGCUCUGUAAAAACUUAGCUUCUUUACUUUCUCUAGCUAGUCACAAACUCACAGAAACAGUGUGAGUGUUUGCUUUACUCUGCUAACACACACGAUUCUUGGAUUUUCACAGGAGAGAGGGGCUGUACCUUCUGUGGUGGUCUGGGUCAUCGUAUCACAGACUGUCCAAAGCUGGAAGCCAUGCAGACCAAACAGGUCACCAACAUCGGGCGGAAAGACUACCUGGCACAUAGCUCUAUGGACUUCUAGGAGAUUUUCAUUCAGUGGAAGACUCUUCUGUGGGAAACUGAGCUGAUAGACUUUCUCGGAAUUGAACAGUUUGAUGUUUGUCACUGAACUGAGGAAAUGUAUUUUUAUCAUCACCUUACAUGGUGUUCAGAUCUGUCAGAUCUUUUUUUUUUUUUUAAACCUUUUCUACCUACUUCCUGAAAUGCUUCAGCUGCAGUCAUGUUUCACCUUUGUAAGAUACUCUUUGAUAGCCUAAUUGUAAAUAAAACCACUAUAUCUGCUGUGAUGUCUGAUGCUCCUCCUAA